AUGGCAGUCACCGAACAAGACACGCAGGUUUCAACCCUUCGCAACAUCCUCAGCUCGGAAUCUGAGCCACUCGCCCGCCGGUUCCGGGCUCUCUUCUCGCUGAAGCAUCUUGCAGGCCUGCAGCCACCCAAUGCGCAGACGGUGCCCGCCAUCGAGGCCAUUGCCGCCGCCUUUUCAUCGCCGUCAGCCUUGCUCAAGCACGAACUCGCCUACUGCCUCGGACAGUCUGGACACGAUGCUGCUAUUGCGCCUUUGAGAGGUGUAUUGGAGGACAAGGAGGAGGAUUCCAUGUGCAGACAUGAGGCAGCCGAAGCACUGGGUGCAUUGAGCGACAAGAGCAGUCUGGACUUGUUGCGAGCGUUGCGUGACGACGCAAACGAGGUGGAUGUGGUGCGUGAGACUUGUGACAUCGCAGUGGAGCGCAUAGAAUGGGACCACGGGCUGCAGAAAGGGCAAGAAAAGUUGAAGAAGAGCGACUUCACCUCGAUUGACCCAGCGCCGCCACUACCACAGGGUGCUGAGAAGCCAUCGAUAGCGGAACUCGAAAAAACACUGCUCGACACGGCGUUGCCAUUGUUUCAGCGCUACCGUGCCAUGUUUGCCCUGCGCGACCUUUCCUCGCCGCCAGAUCUUCCGACCGCUGUCCCAGCUGUGCAGGCACUUGCUCGUGGCUUUGGCGACCCAUCGGCUCUCUUCCGCCACGAGAUUGCCUUUGUUUUCGGACAACUCUCGCACCCCGCAUCCAUUCCCAGUCUGACAGAGGCACUGAGCAAUACAAACGAGGCAAGCAUGGUCCGACACGAGGCCGCCGAAGCACUGGGAAGCUUGGGCGAUGAGGACGGCGUGGAAGACACGUUGCGCAAAUUUCUGAAUGAUCCCGAGCAGGUUGUGCGGGACAGUGUGGUUGUAGCGCUCGACAUGGCUGAGUUCGAGAAGAAUGGGGAGGUAGAAUAUGCAAUUGUACCGCAGGCCGUUGCGGCGUGA
Pyrenophora tritici-repentis Pt-1C-BFP is the source of this 984-nucleotide messenger RNA. RefSeq names its product HEAT repeat protein. NCBI's taxonomy places the organism in Eukaryota, Fungi, Ascomycota, Dothideomycetes, Pleosporales, Pleosporaceae. Gene Ontology annotation, molecular function: deoxyhypusine monooxygenase activity. Gene Ontology annotation, biological process: peptidyl-hypusine biosynthetic process. The record is from RefSeq and is a predicted model, not a curated record.